This is a messenger RNA of Gongylonema pulchrum, 201 nucleotides long. The record is from the annotation of a GenBank genome assembly. NCBI's taxonomy places the organism in Eukaryota, Metazoa, Nematoda, Chromadorea, Rhabditida, Gongylonematidae.
AUGGGUAAUAACGAAGAGAAAGAGGAUUUAAUGUCGGAAGCUGAGGCUGUCAUAAUGGCUAUAAAUGCUUCAGAUAAAGACCAGUUAGCGGAACUGAAGGAGGAUCCGGAGUUUUCGGAAAUAAUUAAGCAGCUACAAGAAGAUAGCAACGUAGACAAUUAUUUUCUGGAUGAAAAGGGCGGACUUGGCGAAAUGGCAUAG